Bipolaris maydis ATCC 48331 is the source of this 1384-nucleotide messenger RNA. RefSeq lists its product as uncharacterized. Gene Ontology annotation, cellular component: cytoplasm. The record is from RefSeq and is a predicted model, not a curated record. Lineage: Eukaryota; Fungi; Ascomycota; Dothideomycetes; Pleosporales; Pleosporaceae. Gene Ontology annotation, biological process: protein import into nucleus.
AAGGCCAUUGCUCUUCACAUACGCACAACCGCCAUGUCGUCGCAUAUGCCUCCGCAGACCAUCUCGGUCAAGCGCAAACGUACUGAAGCGCCCGUGGACUCGCUGCGCAUCGAUCACGAAGUCAAGCGACAAAAAAGCCAGAACCUUGACGCAGGCUUCAACUCUGAGCCAGAAGUUCAAUUCUUCUUCCGACGACUCACGAAGCCAGGCGACGAUGCUCACAUAGCCACGGCCCCACCGACGCCAACUGCCCAGAGGCGUUUCCGCCUUGACCCCGUAUCGAGAAUCGGGGCGAAGAGACAUUUCGUCGAGGAACAAGAGUCGCCCAAAGAUGAGAGUACCUUGGUUGGGGGCCAAGUACAAUCCCCGGCAUCGGAGCCUGCACUCGACAUACCAUCACGGCCACGGAAGAGGCCUGGGGCGGGGAGCGCACUGCGGAAUGCAUCAAAAUCAAGCAUACAGAGACAGGUCCAAGUGUCUGAGCCGUCUGAAAAGGACGUGCGUAAUCUUGAGGCACUUUCAAAAGAGGUGGAGAAGAUAGACAAUCUCAAGAUCCCCCUGCCGUCGACAUCGCCAUCGAAGUACAAACCCAAGGCCCCUGCGAAACGGUUUGCUGAGCGUCAUCCCGAAAAAGCCGCAGCGCUAUCAUCAAAUGACCCCGAAGCUACAGACGUGGAUGCAAUGGACGUAGAUAGCGAAUACGUCUACGACCAUUAUGUGCGCGAGCCCGUUCUGCCGGAUGCACCAGUGCCAACAGGGAGUGUGGGACUGCUGGUGAUUGGCGAAGAGGACGCAGACUGGUGGGACAAGGAAGAAGGCAGCGAGCGAGAGUUUGAUACGGAUGACGAGGACGAGAAUGCAGAAGACUAUUACGCUAAUGACUAUCCGGAAGACGAAAUGAGCGACGACGACGAGUUUGAUCGCAAUCUGUACAAGUCAAAGUACCGCCAUGGCAGCGAUGAAGAAGAGUACGAUAUUGAGCGCGAUGAGGGCGACAGUGCGCUUGCCAGCGGCGAGGACGACGACGAUUUGCAUUUCAAGAUGACGGUACCAAAAGCGCAACGAGUGGGGUACUGGGGUAUGAAGGACGAAUGAGGAACUUGAUAGAACCAUCGUAUCAUCACCAUGCACAGGUGUACGAUAUGGUGUCUAUCUCUUUUUUUCCCUUGUCCAUCUCUCGUCUUCGAUACAACACGUAAUGGAAACUUGUUGAAGCUGACCACGUACGUCGAGCAUAUACUUUGGUACUGAUCUCGAUCAGCAAGCCAAGGCCCUUUUUUCUUCUACCCCACACUCUCAACCUUCUUUGUAGACCAUCCUUGUCCGUUUCAUAACCCCCCAUCUUAACCAGGAUUCAUACACGGUGGCAUUCUCCGCCUUCCCC